Molecule: messenger RNA, 21385 nt
Organism: Pocillopora meandrina
Lineage: Eukaryota; Metazoa; Cnidaria; Anthozoa; Scleractinia; Pocilloporidae
Source: the annotation of a GenBank genome assembly
AUGAACGAAAACUCAUCCUCCGCUACUCAAAGUCUUCCCCCGCAAGCUCUUCCGACUUUGCCAAACGAUGAAUUGGAAAAUAUUGCAUCAACGAUCCUCUACUGCUUUCUGUCGUUAUUUGUAAUACUUGGAAACGUCCUUGUCGUCGCAGCGUUUAGGUUUAAUAGAAGGCUUCGCACUAUUAACAAUACCUUCCUAGUUGGCUUGGCCGUGUCAGACCUCUUGGUCGGGCUAAUAUCGAUUCCGUUGUGGAUCUACAUUUCGUCUUGCCAACAAUUAAUAACAUGCGUGAUAGAUCAAGACCUUCUGACAUUUUAUUCAACAGUGGACAUUUUCACUGGCUGUGCCUCAGUGCUGCAGCUUACAGCCAUCAGUAUUGAACGCUAUUUGGCGAUAACUCGCCCGAUAAACCAUCGAGCGUACUCCAUGUGGAUUUACUAUGGAAUGAUUAUGACCGCCUGGAGCUUCGCUUUCAUUAUGGCAGGACUGUUUCCCGUUCAGAUGAACAAGUGGCAAAAACCUUAUAGUAUUAUCCUCUUCAUAGGGUGCUUCGCCGUCCCAGCUCUUGUCAUAGUGACUGUGUAUGCCAUCAUUUUCCAGGCGGCUAAGGGGACCACCCGAGCAAGGGUUCAUCCCGCAGGACACGGAGGAAACAGCGCACAAAGUGAAGCCAAAAUUGCUGCCACCAUUGCGGUUAUCACCGGACUUUUUAUAAUCGCGUGGUUGCCAUUUUGCAUUGUGAACCUGUUUGCAGAGUUCUGGCAUCAUUUACUGCCACCUUUUCCUGAAAUUCUGAGGCUAAUUCGGUUCGUGAAGUGGAUGCAUUACUCCAACAGUAUGGUAAAUCCUAUGGUGUAUGCUUACCGCAAUGGUGAGAUGAGGAAAACCUUUAAGAGAUUGUUGCUGACUUGUUUUAGCUGUCGUGGCGUCGGACACAGAACUAUUCGGGCUCAUGCCUCUGUCAGAGCCCAUAGCAGAAGGAACAAUGAUCCAUCUCCAUCACGAAGAAGAACGAGAAAUAAUCGUAGCAACGACACGAACUCUUCCAAGCGAAGAAUUACCCCUGGAAGGAGAUUAUCGCUUGAAAACAGAAGGGUCGAUAGUUCGAACCCCAGUGAUAGCUCGUUUCGGAAUCGUCCUUGUUUGGUUCCUAUCCAGAACAAAGUAGAGCGCUCACUAUCACCUUUGACGCCAAAUACUUCCGUCUAAGCUGUAAUGGGUGACUGACAUGAUACUUCCUUUCAGAAUUACACUGCAUCAUAUCAUAAACAUGUGAGAAGAAUCAGCUUAAGGUUGUCAUCUUCAUAUUUCAUCAAAUUCUCCAAACCAACUCUCGAGGAAAUAUAUGAAACCCAGAGAGGAAAUAUUAUGGCUCAGGUCCUUGGAGUCAUAGGACGAUGUGUCAUGAUAGCCUUCACGAUAGAGCGCUUUCGAUUGAGUGUCGUAAAACCAAGACAAAGGUAGUCGAAAUGCGGCCAAUCAGAUCAGAUAAGAAAAUCACAAGGAGCCGAUGAGAGCUCAUAGAGAAACAAGCAAACUUCCCGAAGUGCGGUAAAACGCGAAUGAUCAAGACGCGAUUGGUCCUAGUUUUGAAUUUGAUUGAUUGAGAGAAUGGCGCAAGUUUUCUUGGCCAAUCACAGAUCAAAGUGAAACGAAAUCAAGGAAAUUUUCGAUUAAUUUUCACUCUCAAUGGAAAACGCUCCCUCAAAUGCAUAGAAUGUAUCUUCAAAUCGUAGGGGUAAAAGGUGUAAAUGGCUGGAAAGAAGUAGAUAAGAAGUGUGUGAAAUGAAAAUUAUUUUUAACAUCAAAACUGUUCAAUUGUGACCUUUUCUUCAUUCAAAAAAAAUUUCGUGCCUCAAUGGACAAUUGGUGUUGCUCAUGGAUCUCGAGCAUGCUGGUAACACAAAGUCUAACUUAAACCUCGAGUUAAGAUUUAGAAACAGAAAUUGAAACAUUCAUAGGAACCUGUAAAAGACAACAAAAGUUAGGAAAAGGAAAUCUCGAGACUUUCGAACACAACAGCCUGACAGGUUGUAAGCUCUUUUGCAAACGCGUAGACGUUUGAACGUCAUCGUAAAGUGGGUCUGCUCUAGGCUGGAAUAUCUUUCAAAAAUCCACCCAUGAAUACAAUUAAAAUAUAUCUGAGUGACAAAGCAUGCUUAUCCACGAACUACUCGGUAGAAAGCUACUGGUAUCCAUUGUUUUUUUUGUCCACGAAUCUAUGCAUUCUCAAAUGAGAAAAACACUGUGAAGAGAAGUGAACAAGAAAACCGGCAGAAAACGAAUUGGGGGUUUUGUUGUGGGGCUUAUAAAAAUGGACACCAAGUACAUUUUUGCAGACUAUUUCUUGAACAAGCAUGGUACACCAUUUAUUUAUGCAAAUCAAAAAUAUUUAUGAAAAAGGAUAUCAGUUAUCAUACGCUUUAGCUAAAAUAAAAUUGCUCAAUAUCUGUCUGAUAUCUAUUUUUAGGAGUUAGUAAACUGAUUGGUGAGUCGGGUGUUCCGCGGCACAGAUUUCAGAUUUCUUUGGAGAAGGAUUUAGAGACUAUUUAGGUCUUAUAUGUACAUAAAUACAUAUAAUAUUUAGGAUGUAGAAUUGCUACAUCUAUAUUAACAAAGAUAAUUUGGUUUAAUCAACUAAGUUGAUAAUGUUAAUUGAACACCGUUAGUAUUUUCUGAAGCUUAGGUUUCGAGCGUUAGCCCUUCGAUAAAAAAAAUUUUCUUGUUAUAAUCCCCACCGAAAAAGCAUCAUAGUUUCUUUUAAGCACGUGAUAAGUCUAUUACCAAAAAAAGAAUAGAACAUAGGCGCGCGUAGAUAUGAAAUUUAUCUUCGAAGCGAUCGACUCGAUAUCUAACGAGUGAACGCAACUCACCAUAAGCUUUUAAUAACAAUAAAAGUAGACUUAUAGAAUUAUGACAGUGACUUGAGAGGUAAUUGACAUAUCAGCAGCUGAUUGGUAAUAUCAAACACACGUAAAAAAUUAUGGUCAUUUUGCUCGAAUGAAAUUAACGCAUUCGCCAGGGCUGAAAAUCCUUUUAAAACCUUGUAGUUUAUAUAAUUAAUACACUUUAGGCAACCUUUUGAGUAACUUGAAGAGUUCAAACAUAUCGGUGUCAUUAUAUGAAAGGUUCUCUCGUAGGACAGUAAUAAUAUGACUGUGGAUAAAGCGGACAAAGUAUAGGGUGUAAUCGAGCACUCUGUAAGCCAAUUCAAACGGUUUGAAUUCAGGAUUUAGUUAUCUUUUGAUAUUUGCCUACUUGGUUUUUCUAUUUUCAAGGGGAGUUUUUACAAAGGAUAUACCUUGUAACUCCCCUUUCAAGAAAAAUAGUAAUUUCAAUCCUUAUUUGUGUAGGUGUCCGGAGAGUCUUAAUAAGGUAAACCGAUGAUUAGCCGUUAGGCGUAAACAUUGGCAAAUUUUAACUGUUAAUCGCGACAAAAGUUAGCCCUAAAAAUGUUUCCUAGAACGUGUAAUUUUGGCUCAUUUUGCGUUGCUACCCGGUAUCCAAGCACGUGACUUCUAGCUGCAAAGGGCUUAUUGAAUCAAAUCUACCAUCACAACCUUAGAAGGAAAUCCUCUGAAAAAACCAAGAUCAGUACGGUUCGCUCUAUGGGUACCUAUGUAAAUGGUUAGUCUCUAAAUAUAGUUUAGCACUAGAAUAGUGGAUUUUUCUACAAAUGUUUACUUUGUACGCUUUAGAUUUUCAAAUUGCAAAAUGGGAAAUGUAUUUUUAUCCUAUGAACGAAUAAAGACAUAUUAUUAUUAUUAUAAUAUUGUCAGCCGUAAAAUAACCAAAAGAUUAACCGUCAGCCGCGAAAGCUAUCAUCUAUUUCGAUCCUUUAUUUAGGAUGCAAAAUUGCUACAUCCAUAUAAUAUUAUAAACAAGAUUUGAAAUGAAAAUUCUUCUUGCAAAAGGGAGUUACGAGGUCUCAUCUUUUGUAAAAACUUCCUUGAUACGUUAUGGAUAAACUAACUGAUAGAAUGCUUGAUUCCACCUGAAUCGAUUUGAUAUUGAUGUGAUUGUCCUGAGAGAAAUCCUUUCAGGUCGUGACACAGAUAUCUUUGAAUUGUUCACGUUUUUCAAAGGGUCACCAGAAGUGCAUUUGAUAACUGACUCAUGAUCAUGUGAGUGAAUGAUGUGCAUAGCCUCGUACUUCGUGAAAACAUGGCUGCCACCUUGUAGUUCACUCCAGAUGCUUGGCGAGGUCAGUUUAAAGAAGAUGAUCUAUAAUUAAGUGGGUAGCGAAGGGGGGGGGGUCUCACCCCGUUUCACUCACAACUUUCAGAAAAAUUUACGCUUUACUUAUAUAAAAGGGAAAACUUCAAAUCUCUCUUCAUGUGCACAAGGCUUCAUAAAAAGUUUGAAGUUUUCACAAACUAAAGCAUAAAAAAAUCAAAGGGUCACGUCUAUUUCAGGUGGCAAAUCAUGCCUCACGCUGGUUCAUAAAUUCAAGAACCACGCUCGCUUUUCUGUAAAGUUAUGCGUCACAUAUCAGUUUUGGCCUUAAUCACGCAUCACUGACAAACCCUUUUUCACCCUUCUAUACACCUUUUACUGUUCAUUAUGAGAAAAUACGCAUUCAUUUGCACGAAAAGGCGAACAAUUGGGUGAAGUUGUAUUCAUUAGCGACAAAAAACGAUCAUUUGCGCGCAAAUUAGAUUCAAUAACGAUUUUGCACUUUAAUCAGCAUUCAAUAGUAUUCUUAUGCGUCAUUCGUCAUACGAAAGAGAAAAAUAUACUUUUAUUUGCGCUAACCUUUAAGUCAUUAACACCAUCAGGAAAGGCAAUAGAGACAAUUGCGAGACAUAAAUAUUAAAAUGCAUAAACUAUUCAUUAACAUCUUUAUCCCACCGUUUGCAAUUCAAUAUCCUUCCUACACGACGUUAGUAUGAUUAGGACAAUCAUUAAUGGCUUGCACAAGCUAAUGAGCGUUUUUUUACUUUCAAUAUUCAAAUAUCGAAUUCUAAUUGAAGAAUACUCAUUCCAAUUUUAUUUUAUUCUUAAUUUUAGUUGAAAUAAUCUCUUUAUUCAAACAUCUUGGCAGAUAGGUCUGCAUAAAGGGGUACCAUUGUGCACUUUAAGCUUGAUGUAUAUCUCCCGUUGAUGAUUUCCUCCUGGCAAUCUCUCAUCUUAUCAUCUACGCGCACGUUGUUUCUACCACCUCGUGGUCUUUCUUGGAUCUUGCCCUCUCUAAUGUAGCGCGCCACGAUGCCUCUUGCCGUUGAUCGGUUUAUUCCGAGCGUGUCUGCGACCACAAGAUAGUCUUCCUCCAGGUCCUCGAAUCCUCUUACGAUUCUCUCUCUAUGUUCGAGUGGUAUUCGGUUUCUUCGUGGCAUUUUUCUGGCGGCUUGAAGAUGUUCACGAAACGAAUGAACUGAAAGACAUUCACUGAAAAUGUAAAUUUCAGGCAAAAAAGGUGCUCAGUUGAAAUUCGAUACUUGCAUAUUGAAUGCCAAAAACACUCUGUUGUUUGAACAAGUGCUGUAAUGAUUGUCUUAUUCACAAUAAUGCCAUCCAGGAAUGCUGCUGAAUUGCAAACAGAAUGUUAAAAAUAUAAAUGAGGGAUUUCUGCACUAUAAUGUUUGUGUGUUGUCUCUAUUUGCAUUUAAGAUGGUGUUAAUGACUUGAAGGUUAGUGCAAAGGAAAGUAUAUUUUUCUCUUUUGUGUGACGAAUGACGCGUAAGAAUGCCUAAAAAUGCUCUUGAAUUUUGAUUAAAAGCAAAAAUCUUUAUUAUAUCUAAUUUACGCGCUAAUGAUCGUUUUUAGUCGCUAAUAAAUGCAACUUCACGCAAUUUUUUGCCUUUUCACGCAAACGAAUGCGUAUUUUCUCAUAAGGAACAGCAAAAAGUGUAAGAGAUCACCAUAACGCACAAUGAGUUUAAUUAACGCUUCAGUUGUGCUCUUAAGUUUCAAUAGUCCCAUUCUUACUGACAUUCAUUCCAACUUCUGCUUUUUGUUUAUUGUAACAAUAGUUGUUCAAGAAACAACGUCUUUCAGUUGGCCAUCAGACUCCGGAGAGGUAACAACUCUGUCUAAGCAAGAAGUUUUCAUAAGUUGUCUAUGAUUUUCAUUGCCUUUUCUCUCUUAUUUUCAAAGGAAAUAACCAGUUAUUGCGUCUUAUUAAUUCACAGUUUCUGCCACCGAGUUCGUUUAUUCGAUAGAGGAGGAAUCUUUGGGUAAGAUUGAAAGCAUGUGUUUAAAUUUUUCUCGUUAUCUUUUGUGAUAAAAGUAGAGUAGAGAAAUGUUUUCCACAAAAGUGCAGAGCUCUCCAAUUAAACAAUGGAGUCGUAGUAUUAAGUGAAGAAAUUGUGUCAAUGUCAAGGUAAUAAUUUCUUUGUCUUGGUAUAGUGUGCCCGCUAAUUCGGAUUGUGACCUGAGAAGUUGGCAUUUCUAGCAAAGAAUAUUAAAUUAUUCCUCUCCUUGAAAAAUCGUAAAUUGUACGGAACGCGACAAAAAAAAAGUUUUGUAGCUUUUUCGGCUUUGAAAUAGUUCUUUGAACAGAGAGUAUCGAUACAAAUCAUGGCAAAUUUAUGCGCAAGACGCAUUCGAAUACAGAUAUACCAAUACAGUACGCAAGCUAAGCUACUGUCCCCACCUCAGCUCAAAGUGGACUUACUUUGCUGUUACUUAAAUCAAACUUGCUUUGCAAAAUUUUUCGGCGAAUUUUUUUUCAUAUAGAAUUAUUUUCGCCCUUUCGUGCUUUUUGGCUUGUGUGCUUGUAUUUUAUUGAUUAGUAUUCAAUACUGUUGCUAAUAAGCUGUAAAAAUAAUACUCAAGAAAAGGUACAUUGAAUAGAAAUGUUACUAUCUCAAUUUUACUGUUGGGUUCAGCGCUCAAGUUAUUUGUGCGACAUACAUAUCAAAGUAGGUGUUGUUUUGCCUUGAGGCUAUGUUUUCUUAUUGACAUUUAUGGAUUUAUCAGAGCAAAACGAACAAACAAUAGGGCAGUUCACGAAAUCACGAAAGAAAAGUAUCAUUCACCCCGAAAACAAAAGAGGGAAUAAUUGAUUUAUUCUAUCUUUCCGGAGAAAAUUUAGUUUUAUGCCCCCUUUUUUGUCUUUUUUGAGGGCGUUAAAAUAUCAUAAUGAAAUUAUUUCAAUUGGCUUUGUUGUUGGUGCUGACGUCGUUCUUCACCUUUCUACUUCGUCGUCUCAACUUUUUUUCGUUGAUGUCUCUGUUUUGUUGUUGGUGUGUUUCUUCUUUAUUGCUUUUCUUCUCUCUUUUUUAUCAUUAAGAGGGGAACAAAGCUAAUUUACAUUGAUAAUACAUGGGAAAUAGAAAAUAGAGAAAGGAAAAGGCGAGAAAUUCUCAAAAAGUCUUAAAGGAUUAUGGGUGAGGUUCCCUCUUUAAAUUAGAAUUUAGAAGAACGUAAUUUUACAAGUGUAAAGUACUAAGAAAACUUGAUUACUUGAUAUUAAUCAACUUUCUAUAAAAUUCAAUAGGUAUUUUGCAAAUUAAUUAAAAAGGAUUUAAGUAACCGUAUGAAAGAUCUUAUAUUGUUAUCGAAUGAGGCAGAGUUUCAUAAUUUUGGUCCUUGAUAAUAAAAUUGUGACUUGUUUAAUGUUAGUUCUACAAACUCGGGGACGGUAUAAUUCAGCAUAUCUGGUAGAAUAACUUCGCUCUUCCUUCUUCCUGUUUUUCUAACUCUGCUCCAUGAUCAUCUCUUCUGUUACCGCAAUAAAUUGUCCUUUACUUGCUCGUGAUCAAUUUUUUUAAUAAGCUUUCCCACGGGUCGAUUAAUUCCUAAAUUCAGCAAAAGAAAUUUUGCCAAUGUUAAAGUGAUGCUUACCUCGUCAAUCAAAAACUUACGAAGCUCACUCACAACAAUCAAUCUUGGUUACGAUUCGUUCGUUUCUUUCUCGUAUUUCAGAGAAAAACGAGCUCCGCAAAUUGCGUAUAAAAACGAAAGAAGUAAGAUCCUUCAUUAUUCUAUUUAUGGGGCUUUUCAAGUUUAUCUCAAGUUGACGUUUGACGAAACGCAGUUAUUUCAAGAUCGAUUCUGCAUUUUCACUUUAAUCAGAGCCAGACACAGUCCACCAUGCCAGGUUUAGUUAAGAAUGGCAACUUAAUCGUUUUUUAGUGGAUUGAUCUGAAAUAAACUUCAGCUAGCAAGCCACUUCUUGUAUUCAAUCACGUUUAAGCCUGAAUGUUUCAGUCCAAUUUCUCAGGCUACACCUUUGCUCGUGAAGCAGGUUUUUGAUUUUCUUAACUGCUUUUUUAAAUCGUGUCUUGCCAACUUCUCGAGUAACAUUUUGUCACUUAAAUCUUUGCAUUUCACCAGUUUGGGUUGAAAACUGUUUUUCAAUCCCCAGCAUUAGCACUGUCAAGUUCCUUCCACGCUUAAUAACUUCCUGCGGCUUUUCAUCAUCUUCUCUAACAUAUUCAAGCUAAAAUUCAGUGUAUCAUUGAACGAAAAAUGCACCUCAAAGGGGAAAAGCUCAGAGUUUAAACCAAGUGAAUUCUACUGUUGAAGUCUCUGUCUAUUGUCUUCUUUUGACAUACAUACAAGAGAAUUCAUGGCAUUUGCCUGUGGCAAAGUGUUAUUCGUACGACACUUCAAACAAACAACAAAACAAAUGCAGAAGUCACAACGUGAUAUUGGCUGUUUCGUUCUCGUCUUAAGCUUGGGAGAAAUAGUUUCAUUCUUAACAUACUUGUUAAUCAUUAUAAGGGAAUUUUUUUCUUUUUUGAGCUUUGAACGAUAAAAUUCAUGUUUUUUUUCCGCUGUUCUUGCGACCCUCUUUCAUGUUUUUUUUUUUAAUUUCUAUUGCUGAUGUUUAUCUUCAUCUUACACUUACUUUGUCCGGCCUUUUUUCUUGUAUCUCUUCCUUUUUUUUCCCUUGUUCUCCUUCACAGCUUAUCCUUUUUUAAUAAAUUGUUCUCUAUUUGCUCGUGAUUUUAAACAACUUUUUUACAAUUCUUUCAUCCAUUUAUCUAUUUCUUUGUUGCCACAGAUCCACGAGAACCUAAUUAUCGAUAUGAAGAGGGCAAUUCUUUUGGCGACAUUUAUGCUUGUUUUACAUCAAACAAAAGGUAACACAUUCAUCUCGUCUUUAUUAAUCUUGAUUAAAAAAUUAUGAUAACCAUUUGUUAUUCCCUGUGGGCUUCAUGAAUUGACGACUAUAUCGAAGCAUUUACGAAAUAAAAGAAUUUAAAUCUGCGAUUUCCUCGCCGGUUUAAUUUAGAUUCGUUAACAUUUUAUCAUUAUAAAGUGUCUCUUUUCUCACAGCUAUAACUAAAUGGAAUGUAUUAUUACCCAUCAUAAGUGAUGAGAGUUGGAGUUAAAAAUUGCUUUUCUACUCCCACUCAGGCCAGCCGACGGCCUCAGUGACUUGUAACUCCGACCACACUGUGGAUAUAUUGAUCUCAAAAGUGGAUGAUGCAGGACUUUGGACCGCACCAGAGUGGACUACAAAGACAAACAAGAAAACAUGUCAACCAACAAUAGAUGAUAAUGCUAGAACAGUUACCUAUGACAAACUACACCUCCCUGACUGCGCUUUCGAGUCAAACCAGAAAGCUGAAGGAAUUCAAUACAUCCUCAAAAUAAGCGCUGCAAAGACUGCAGGUGAUUCAAAUACACCGCGGUUACGCGCUUACGACCACCUGUACUACGUCACUUGUAACUACGAUAAUACAGACAGAGCUUCAGGGAGUUUUGUGCCGAUUAAAAACCUAGCGGUUAAUGAAACAGGUAGGCAGCUCUGGUUAAGAUAACAGCAUGUAUAAUCUACUUAAGUAAUCUUAGUUUGAAUUCCUGCAAAGUGGAGAUUCCUGGAAAGCGUCUAUCACACCUUUACCAUCAAACAUAUUGGCCAGCCUUCCUUCAGUGCCAUGCAUGUGUACAAAGUGUAUUCGUAUUUGGUUUUGUGAUAGAGAAAGGUUUAAUUUUCAUCCUUAACGCUACAGGAAUAUUAGAGCACGCCGGUCCAAAAAGACUUGUUUCAAGCAACUAACAUGAAACAAUCUAAAUUCUAAAGUGCGUCUUUUUUUUUCGUCGUAUCAGUAAUUUGUAACUGCUAUUGGAGGGCUUUAGUUCUAAUUUGAGAGCCAUUCUCAUUGAAUAGAUAUCUCGACUACUCGUAAUUCAAUUUGAUAAUUUAGCCUUGCAUUUUUCAGAACGAGCAAAACUCUUAAAUAAUGCAAAAUUAAUGUGUUUGAUAAAGUCUUUUAAAAUUUUUUUUUGUUUUCUUUUUACUUUUCGUUACUCGCUUUUGUGGUCUCUUUUGUCAUUUUUAGAGGACGGAGUUUUCACAUUUACUCUCAACGCGUAUCAAGACGACGCACAUACUACGCCAGUUCCCGACCCUGUUGCUCUGGAUGUAGAGAUUUACUUUAAAGCUGAAGUCAAGACUCAAAGCGCCACACCCAGCCUUGACUUGUACCCUGUGCGAUGCUAUUCAUCAAAAAACAGUGAUCCAUCCUCUAGUGAUGGUAAAUUUACUAUAAUAACCAACGGGUAAGAAUUUCUGUGAUAAAAAUUUGCCCGAUAAACAUGACAAAUAUAUAAUUACGACAACAAUGAUAAUAACGAUCAAUAUUAAUGUUAUAACUUUUAGAUAGAGCAGGACCCACCUCAUCGAAGAGCUCGUCAGUAAGGUCCAGUACCUCGGAAAAAAAAAACGAGGUUAAAAAUGAAAAUCAUUUAGAAUUAUGUGGAUUUGAUUUGGCAUUUAGGCAUACAAAUUUCCAAAUGAAUUACUUUAAAAUUCGAGUUUCAACCGUGAUUUACGAGGUGAUCGCAUCACAACUCAGUUUAUUCCAAUAAUCAAUACUUCUGUGCGUGAACUGUCUGGUAUCAUUAUUACUCCCUGUGGUUCUCAAUCCAAGUGAAAGAUGGCCGCCAGUGUAGACCUCAAAUAGACUGACACUGUCUUAAUUAAAAAGAGUUCUGUCGGAGUUUCUGUGAGACAUCGUCAGACUACUGAUAAAACAUGAGUGAGUAACACUGCUUAUUUCUAAAAGAAAUAAGGCUCACCUUGAAACUCAUUCACAAUUUUUUUCAGUUUCUUGCUAAUAAAAAGUAAGCCUUCCAAAGCCUUAAUUAGAACCUACAAUUGAAGUUUUCGGAGGAAGCUAUUCUUGUAUGCUGUGUGCCUGGUAUCAACUCAGAAAAUAACAUACAGCCGAUGCUAUGGAUUAACAUCGAUCUUUUCCAUUUAAGAUAAAAUUUGUUACCUCAAAUAGUGAGAGGAAUUGUGCUUACAUUACUUAAUUAUACCAUUUUUCAUCAUCUCCUCAUAGCUGUGGCAGCAAUUCUGUCAGCGCAGACCUCAUGGACACGUUAUCAUACUCGUGUGCUGACGACAGCAUAUCUGAAACAUUCUCACUCAAAACUUAUCGGUAUUUUGGAGGAAAUCCAGGAGACACUGCUUACAUCCACUGCGAUUUCAGAGUUUGCUUGGCAGAUGUAGCCAAUACUGCGUGUGAAUGUCCAGAUAAUCCUGUCACUUGCACAGGUGUUCCAUCCGCUGAUAUUGCACCAGCUCCACCGGCGCGUAGACGUCGUUCAAUCUCUGAUUCGGUGGAUGAAUCACAGCUUUAUCAUGUUGUCCACGGUCCAUUCACCUUUAAACAAGAAGAAAUGAACAAAGAGAAAGGUAAAUGUUAUUCACAGGGCUUUUAGCCAUGAGACAGGAACUUUGUUGGGUGCUUUCCACAUUCUCUGAUAACCAAGACUGGUUUUCCGUGAUAACUGUCCAAGUUAGAAAUAGAGGCCGCACGGGGCAACUUGUAGAACGUGGAAGAUAACUUGAACAUGUCAAAUAUGAUAUCAACGGAACAAUAUGCAAUAUAAUAUACUGUAAUGAAGACUACAGAAAAUAAACAAAGGCUGGAUAAAAAUCUCCAGAAAGUCGGACUAUGAAAAUGUUCCUUUCCAUGUAUUCAGUUUUUCUGCCUUUACUGAUAGACACUGAACGCUUUAACAUUAUAAUCUACUUAUUCCCUCGAUAGUUUAACUCAAUGAUUAACCUGAAAUCUAUUUGCUUUAUUUCAACCCUCGAUAGUUUAACUAUCGUUAACUAUCAUAUUAACUUGAAAUCAAUUGACUUCAUUUCAGUUGCAUCUGAAGACCAAGAGGAGACCAGCCACACUUACCAGAUAGUGGCAAUUGUUGGGGCAGUAUGUGGUGUUGUGGCUGUAUUUUUCAUGUGCGCUACUGUCUACCUUGUCAUCCGCUAUCGCAACAAGCGCUCGCAAAAUCGAGAUCUUCCUGUGGCAAUCUAAACUCCAAGCACAAAUAAGUUGUGUUGUGUAAUUGCGCGGAUGUCAUGUUUUCGUCAAGCAAUAUUCAUUGGAAUGAUGUGAUAUGAAUAGCAACUCGAUAAGGUUCAGUUGUGUUGUGGAUGUUGAUUGACAAAAAAUUUAAUAUAUUUUGAAACGAAUAAAUGGUUAAUCGGUUUUUUCUUCAGAUGGUGAUAGGAAUCAAUAGCAUUUUCAAAGUUAAUGGAACUUUUGUCUUUACUUGUCAAAGAAUGAUUUCAUCAGCUAUAACAGUGAAGUCAUUGUACUCCUAUAUUUGCCUGUCACUCUUAUGUGCGCGAUCCAGAUAGACAACCCUUCUUUUUAAUCUCUCAUUGUUUCAACACCUUAUAAACCUACUCACAAGCUUUACAGACAACGUUAAGUCCAUACACAAUUUCAGACGUAGUGAGGAACACGUAUAUGCAGCACAGCAAACGGCAGCGUCGUGAUUAUACUAACCCUUAUAUGAUAUCUAACCUAAUGCCAGUCUUAGUAAGUAUACUCAAGUCGCAUGCGGGCCUAAUUGCUUUCCCAUCCAUUGUUUAGGAGGGAAAUAAUACAACGAAAUGAGACUGACAGGAGCAUGUUGUUAAAUAUUUUUCUUUGUCCUCUCUUAUCGCAGAGAGAACAAAGAAAAAUAUUUAACAGGUACUCGAAAAAUUGAUGAGACUGAUUCUGAGGGAGGAUGGGAAGAUUUGAGGGGGGGAACACACGCUUUUCAGGGACAACAGAAGGGGGAUUAGAAGUCGCCUUAAAGAGUAGAAAGCGGGGACAAUAGGAAUAGGAAUUGGCUGCCAAUGAAUGAGUGAUCAUUAAAAAACUACAGACGUUUAUGAAGGAUAGGGUAAACCCAAACCCCCCCCGUGUCGUAAAAGGAAAGAUAGAGGCCAAUGCAGUGAUUACAUCAAAACACAAAUAAAUCUCCAGCAAACGAAUCGGGAUAUUCUGGAAAUAAACAAAGGUGAUACAGCUCCGACCAGUAAAUCUGAAACAACCAGGCUCACGUUAAAGAUAUUAGUAUAUUAGUGCGUGAAGGAAGGCAUUGCGUCCGUACGCUGCUAGCGCGAUAGAGUUUCCUGCAAUGAUGGGAAAAGCUAAGGCUAAGAAAACACCAGCAAAACAUAAGAUGGUGAGUGCGAUGAACCAGGAACUUCGGAAGUCGUAUUCAUCACCUCACUCCUUUAUUUAGCAAAGAAGUUUGAAGGCUCCACCUUAAGUUUGGAGAAGUUUACACCGAAAAAAAUCAUUUCUUCCUGAUCAACGUCUCAGAGAACAACGCUUUCCUGUGAUAGACUAAUUAUCUUUCAAAUUUUAUUCAAAUUAAUCACUUAAUUUUCGCAUUUUGUUCUUAUUCUAUUGCAACAGUAGUUCGGCAGGAAAUAACUACUCUUAGUCGGUCAUCAGACUCCGGAGAGGUAACAACACUGUUAAAGUAAGGACGUUUUCACAAGUUCUGUCAUGAUUUUCAUUGCCUUUUCUCUUUUAUUUUCAAAGGAAAUAACCAAUUAUCGCGUCUUGUUAAUUCACAGUUUCUGUUACUAAGUUUGUUUAUUCGUUAGAGGAGGAAACUUUUGGUAAGUUUGAAAGCAUGUGUUUGAAUUUUCCUCCUUGUCUUUUGGGAUAAAAGUAGAGUAGAGAAAUGUUUUCCAGAAAAAUGCAGAGCUUUCCAGCUAAACGAUGAAGUCGUAGUAUUAAGGAAAGAAAUUGUGUCAAUGUCAACGCAAUAAUUUUUUGUCUUAGUGGAAGGUGUCAGUUAAUCCGGAUUGUGACCUAAGAAGUUUGAAUUCCUAGCAAAAAGAUUCCUACUCCGUCACGCUUAUAGGAAUAUCAAAUUGUUCCUUUCCUUGAAAACUCGUUAAUUAAACGGAACGCGCAAAAGAAAAAUGUUUUUGAAGCUUUUUCGGCUUUGAAAUAGUUGUUUGAACGGAGAGCAUCCAUACAAUCCAUGGCGAAUUAAUGCACAAGACGCAUUCGAAUACAGGUAUACCAAUACAGUACACAAACUAAGCUACUUUCUCCACCUCAGCUCAAAGUGGACUUGUUUUGCUGUUAUUUUAAUCAAUCUCGUUUUGCAGAAUUUUUUCAGAAAACAUUUUUUACAUAUAGUUUUUUUCACCUGUUCGUGCUUUUUGGCUUGUGUUUUAUUGACUUUUAUUCAAUACUAUUGUUAAUAAGCUGUCAAAAUAAUACUCAAGCAAAGGUAUAUUGAAUAGAAAAAAAUGUUUCAAACUAUCAUCGGCUAAAUUUUACUGUUGGGUUCAGCGCUCAAGUUAUUUGUGCGACAUACAUAUCAUACAAACAAUACAGCAGUUCACGAAGUCACAAAAGAAAAGUAUCACCUCGAAAAUUAAAGAGGGAGUCGUUGAUUUUUUCCAUCUUUCCAUUGAAAAUUUAGUUUUAUGCUCACUUUUUUUUUUGAGUGUUAAAAUAUCAUCAUGAAAUUAUUUCAAUUGGCUUUGUUGCUGACGUCGUUCCUCACCUUCUACUUCGUCGUCUCAAUUUUUUUUUUCGUUGAUGUCUCUGUUUUGUUGUUGACGUGUUUCUUCUUUAUUGCUUUUAUUUUCGUAGUUCUUCCUCUUGUUUUUCUUAUUCGUCUCCAUGAUCAUCUUUUCUGCCACCGCAAUGAAUCGUUUUCUACUUGAUCGUGAUUCAAAAAAUUUUUUUCUUCAAUUUUUUCAAUUUUUCUUUCUUUACCGUUUCACUAGAAUCUAAUACUCAACAUGAAGAGGGACAUUCUUUUGGCGACAUUUAUGCUCGUUUUACAUCAAACAAAAGGUAACGCAUUCAGAUCAGAUCGUCUUUAUUAAUCUUGAUUCCAAAAUUAUGAUAACAAUUUUUCUUAUUCCCCGUGGGCUUCAGAAACUGACGAUUAUAUCCCAGCAUUAUGAAUAGCAAUUAUGAAAAAAAAGAAUUUAAAUCUGCGAUUUCCUCGCUGGUUUAAUUUGGAUUCGUUAACAUUUUAUCAUUAUAAAGUGUCUCUUUUCUUACAACUACAACUAAAUGGAAUUGAUUAUUACCCAUCAUAAAUGAAAGAGUUGGAGUUAAGAAUUGUUUUUUUACUCCCACUCAGGCCAGCCGACGGCCUCAGUGACUUGUAAUUCCAAUCACACUGUGGAUAUAUUGAUCUCAAACGUGGAUGAUGCAGGACUUUGGAUCCUACGAGAGUAGACCACAAAGACAAACACUGUAGCGUGUCACGCAGCAAUCAUUGAUGCUGAUGCUGAUACAGUUACCAAUAUUGCCCUACACCUCCCUGACUGCGCUUUCGAGUCAAACCAGAAAGCUGAAGGAAUUCAAUACAUCCUCAAAAUCAGCGCUGAAAAGACUACUGGUGAUUCAGAUACAGAUCAGUUGCGCGCUUACGACCACCUGCAUUACGUCACGUGUAACUAAGACAAUACAGGAAGAGCUUCGGGGAGUUUUGUGCCGAUCAAGAACCAAGCGGCUAGCGACACAGGUACGUAGCUCUGGUUAAGAUAACAGCAUGUAUAAUUUACAUAAGUAAUCUUAGUUUGAAUUCCUGCAAAGUGGAGAUUCCUGGAGAGCGUCUAUCAAACCUUUGCCACCGAAUAUACUGGUCAGCUUUCCUUCAGUGGCUGAUGGAAAAAAGAGAAACAGAUAAUCUCGUUAUCAAGAUAUGGUAGAUUUGAUUUUACUUUGACAUAAAAAAAAAAAAAAUUUGGGAAUAAACAUUUUUAAGAGCCUGGCAUGAUUUUGAAAGACAUCCAUGUGUACAAAAUGCAUUCGUAUUUCGUUUUGUGAUAAAGAAAGUUUUACUUUUCAUCCUUAACGCUACGGGACUAUUAGAGCAUGCUGGCCCAAAAAGAAUUGUUAUGAUGAACUAACUUGAAACAAUUUAAAUUAAAAAAAAAAUUUUUGUCCUGUCCUCGUAUCAGUAAGCUGUAACUGCUAUUGUUCGGGGCGUAGACGUCGUUCAAUCUCUGAUUUGAUGGAUGAGUCACAGCUUUAUCAUGUUGUUCACGGUCCAUUCACCUUUAAGCAAGAAGAACUGAACAAAGAUGAAGGUAAAUGAUCAGUUACAGGGCUUUUAGCCAUGGGACAGGAAUUAUGUUAGGUGCUCUCCACAUUCUCUGAUAACCAAGACUGGUUUUCCAUGAUAACUGCCCAAGUUAGAAAUAGAGGCCGCACGGUGCAACUUGUAGAGCCUGCAAGAUAACUUGAACAUUUCGGAUACGAUACAAACGGAAAAAAUGUAUUAUAGCUUAAUGAUGACUAUAGAAAAUUAACAAAGGCUGGAUAAGAACCUCCAGAAAGUCUAUGGAAAUGUUCCUUUUCAUAAAUUUUCAGUUUUUCUGCCUUUAUUGGUAGACCCUGAACGCUUCAGCAUUAUAAUCCACUUACGCCCUCGAUAGUUUAACUCAAUGAUUAAUCUAAAAUCUAUUUGCUUCUAUUUCAGUUGCAUCUGAAGACCAAAAGGAGACCAGCCAGUUUUUCCAGACAGUAACAAAUGUUGGGGCAGUAUGUGGUGUUGUGGCUGUAGCUGUCAUCUGCGCUACUGUCUACCUUGUCAUUUGUUAUCGCCACAAGCGCUCGCAAAGUGUAGAUCUCCAAUAUCCAUUUGAAAGAUGUGACAUAUGAAACAACUCGAUAAGGUUCAGUGAGUUGUGGAUGUUGAUGAAGACAUAAAUUUUUUUUUCAAACGAAUGAAUGAUUAAUCGGCUUUUUUCUUCAGAUGAUGGUGGGAAUCAAUAGAAUUUUCAAGGUUAAUCGAAUUUUUGUCAAGGUUGAUUCCAUAAGCUAUAAUAGUGAAGUCGUUGUACUCCUAUAUUUGCCUGUCACUCUUAUGUGCGCGAUUCAAAUUAACGGCCCUUCGUUUUAAUCUCUCAUUGUUUCAACACCUUGUACACAAGCCUUCUAGACAACGUCAAGUUCACACAAAAUUUCAAACGUAGUGGGGAACACGAAUUUUCAAUUUUAAUGCGUAGGACAAAGUUUACUCUCUAUUUGCAGUACAACAACGGCAGCGUCGUGAUUAAACUAACAUUUACCAAAAUCCUCCCCCCCUUUCCCCCUAUCCGACCCCCCUUCCAUGGGGCUAAAUGAUGACCAAUCCUUACCAUCGAGAGUGGUAGUGUAUCCGAGCGCAAAAUUCAGAGGUCUUUGUCUCGAUUCCAAGUGAAGUUAGAAGUUCGGGUUUUUUCUCUGACCCACGCUCGUGAAAACAAAUGACGUACAAACAAGAUCUGAAGUUAAAAUUCUUCUUGCCAAAGGGAGUUACGGGGGUCCAUCCUUUGUCCUCCGCCCUAAAUACAUAGAAUAAACAACCAAAAUAAAUAGCUAAGAUGUUACGGAUAAAAAGAUAUCUAGAUCUCAGCUUAAUUAACUAACAGACAGAGUGCUUGAUUACACCUGAAUCUACGGUCAUAUUGACAUAGUUGUCCUGAGAGAUCCUUUCAUAUCGUGACACAGAUAUCUUUGAAUUGUCCACGUUUUUCAAAGGGUCACCAGAAGUGCAUUUGAUAACUGACUCAUCGCGUGAGUAAAUGAUGUGCAUAGCCUCGUACUUGUCUUCGUGAAGACAUAGCUGCUACUUAGUAGUUCACUCCAGAUGUUUGGCGAGGUCAUUUUAAAGAAGCAGAUGAUCUAUAAGAGGGUAGCGAAGAGGGGGGGUCAGGGGGAUUGUGGUGUGUAGCGAAGUGAUUGGGGGGGGGGUGGCUGAUCCCGUUUCACUUACAAAUCUCAGAAAAAUUAACGCUUUACUCAUAUAAAAGGGAAAACUUCAAAUCUCUCUUCUUAUGCACAAGGAUUUCCUAGAAAGUUUGAGGUUUUCAUGAGCUAAAACAGAAAAAAAUCAGUGGGUCACGUUUAUUUUAGGAGACAAAUCAUGCCUCACGCUGGUUCUCAAAUUCAAGAAUCACGCUGGCUUUCUGAAAAGUUCAUGCGUCACAUAUCAGUCAGUUUUCGCCUUAAUCACGUAUCACCUUAAAUCCUUUAUCGCCCACGCUAUAAUAGAGCACCGCACAAUGAGUCUAAUUAACGUUUCAGUUGUGCUCUUAAGUUUCAAUAGUCCCAUUCUUACUGACAUUCAUUCCAACUUUUGUUUUUUGUUUAUUGCAACAAUAGUUCGGGAAGAAAGAACUGCUUUCAGUUGGCCAUCAGACUCCGGAGAGGUAACAACACUGUUAAAGCAAAAAGUUUUCAUAAGUUCUGUCUAUGAUUUUCAUUGCCUUUUCUCUUUUUUUUUCAAAGGAAAUAGCUAACCAUCGCGUCUUGUUAAUUUACUGUUGCUGUCAAAGAGUUUGUUUAUUCGAUAGAGGAAGAAACUUUUGGUAAGUUUGAAAGCAUGUGUUUGAAUUUUUCUCGUCAUCUUUUGGGAUAAGGGUAAAAUAGAAAUGCUUUCCACAAAAAUGCAGGGCUCUCGAACUUAACGAUGGAGUCGUUGUAUUAAGUGAAGAAAUUGUGUCAGUGUCAGCGUAAUAAUAUUUUUGUCUUAGUCAGUGGAGAGUGUCAGUUAAUCCGGAUUGUAACCCAAGAAGUUAGAGUUCCUAGCAAAGAAUAUCAAAUUAUUCCUCUCCCUGACAAUCGUAAAUGGGCUUUGAUAUAGUUCUUUGACCAGAGGCAUCCAUAUAAACCAUGGCUAAUUUUUGCGCAAAACGCAUUUGAAUAUAUGUGUACCAAUAAGAAAAAGGUACACAAACUAAGCUACUGUCAACACCGUCCUCAGCUCAAAGUGAACUUGUUUUACUGUUACUUUGAUCAAACUCGUUUUGCAGAAUUUUUUCAGCGAACAUUUUUUCGUUUAGUAUUUUUUUCACCUUUUCGUGCUUUUUGCCUUAUGUGCUCGUAUUUUAUUGACUUUUAUUCAAUACUAUUGUUAAUAACCUCCGCCUGUCACUUUCAACGCUUCAAGGAGGGCCUAGACUUCAACUUACGAUCUGAGAAAAAAUAAUGCAGCUUCUCUAUCAUCUACAAGCUGUAAAAACAAUACUCAAGAAAAGGUAUAUUAAAUCGAAGAAAUGUUUCGUAUCGAAAUUUCACCUUUGGGUUCAGUGCUAAGUAAGUCGUGCGAUCAAAGAAAGUGUUGUUUCGCCUUGAGGCAAUGAUUUCUCAUCGCUAUUUACGGAAUUUUUAGAACAAAACAAAGAAAUAAUAGGGCAGUUCACGAAGUCACGAAAAAAAAAUUCUGUAUUUUCACUUUUAUCAGAGCCGGACACAACCACUAUAACAGAUUUAGUUGAGAAUGGUGAAUUGAUCUGAAAUGAACUUCAGCUAGCAAGCCACUCAUUGAAUUCAAUCACGUUUAAACCUGAAUGUUUCUGUCCAAUUCUUCAGGCCGCAGCUAAGCUCGUAAAGCAGGUUUUUUGAUUUCUCAGUUGCCUUUUUUAAUCAUGUCUUGCUGACUUAUCGAGAAACAUUUUGUCGCUUAAUUCUUUGCAUUUCACCUGUUCGGGCUGAAAACUGUUUUUUCGGUCCCUAGCAAUACCACUGUCAAUAUUCUGCCUUCUACGCUUAGUUGAAGAUUCAAACGGAAAUAACUUCCUGCGGCUUUCAUUUGCACCUUUAACAUAUUCAAGCCAAAAAUCAUUGUAUUAUUCAACGAAAAGGGCACCUCAAAGGGAUAAAGCACCAAGUUUUAAACCAGCUGAAUUUUACUGUAAAGGUAAGAGCCUAUUGUAUUCUUGGGACUUGCAUACAAGAGAAUUCAUGGCUUUUGCCUGUGGCAAAGUGUUAUUUUUAUGCCGCUUCAAACAAACAAACAACAAAACAGUUCUAGAAGUCACGAAGUGACAUCUAAGAGAAUUCAUGACCUCUCCCUGUGGCAAAGUGUUAUUUGUACGCCGCUAGAAACAAACAAACAAACAACAAAACAGUUCUAGAAGUCACGAAGUGACAUCUAAGAGAAUUCAUGACCUUUCCUUGUGGCAAAGUGUUAUUUGUACGCCGCUAGAAACAAACAAACAACAAAACAGUUCUAGAAGUCACGAAGUGACAUCUAAGAGAAUUCAUGACCUUUCCCUGUGGCAAAGUGUUAUUUGUACGCCGCUUGAAACAAACAAACAACAAAACAGUUCUAGAAGUCACGACGUGACCUUGGCAGUUUAGUUCUCGUCAAAUGAUCAUAUAUAAAGCUAUUGUGAAAUAGUUUCAUUCUUAACAUAGUUGUAGAUCAUUAUAAAUGAAUUGUUUUAUUAUUUUGAAAACGGAAAUCGUCCGCAUAAGAAAUGUAUGUUAUUCGCCAGCCGGGAGGUCCGUAUUGAGAAAAACUGUGCCUGAGGUCUUUAGGUACUCAAGACAGAGGGCACACCUUAUCCUUUUUCAAUAGAUUGUUUUCUAUUUGCUCGUGAUUUUCAACAACUUUUUACAAUUCUUUCAUCUAUAUAUUUGUUGCCACAGAUCCACGAGAACCUAAUCAUCGAUAUGAAGAGGGCAAUUCUUUUGGCGACAUUUAUGCUUGUUUUACAUCAAACAAAAGGUAACGCAUUCCUCUCGUCUUUAUUCAUCUUGAUUCAAAAAUUAUUAUAACCAUUUACUAUUCCUCGUGGGCUAUAUGAAUUGACGAUUAUAUCUAAGCAUUACGAAAACCAAUUAUGAAAUAAAAGAGUUUAAAUCUGCGAUUUCCUCGCCGGUUUAAUUUGGAUUCCUUAACAUUUUAUUAUUAUAAAGCGUCUCUUUUCUCACAACUACAACUAAAUGGAAUGCAUUAUUACCCAUCAUAAAUGAAAAAAUUGGAGUUAAAAAUUGUUUUUCAAUCCCUGUCAGGUCAGACGUCAGCCUCAGUGACUUGUAACUCCGAUCACACUGUGAGUAUAGUGAUCUCAAACGUGGAUGAUAUAGAAUUUUGGGACCCGCCAGAGUGGAGAACAUCGACAAACACUGCAGCGUGUCAACCAACAUUUGAUGAUGGUGCUGAAACAGUUACCUAUGAAGCUCUAUACCUCCCUGACUGUGCUUACGAGUCAAACCAGAAAGCUGAAGGAAUUCAAUACAUCCUCAAAAUUAGCGCUGAAAAGACUGCAGGUGAUCCAGUUACAAAGCAGUUGCGCACUUAUGACCACCUGUACUACGUCACGUGUAACUACGAUAACGCAGGCAGAGCUUCGGCGAGUUUUGUGCCGAUCAAGAACCGAGCGGAUAACGACACAGGUAUGCAGCUCUGGUUAAGACAACAGCUUGUAUAA